AGAAGCCUGGCACCUGUCCACCUGUCAACCCAGGCAUCCCCAUGCUGGGUGUCUGCACCAACCAGUGCAAGACUGACUCCAACUGCUCCGGGAACCAGAAGUGUUGCAGGAACGGCUGUGGCAAGGUCUCCUGCGUGACGCCCCUCCACUGA
This is a messenger RNA of Acanthisitta chloris (rifleman), 152 nucleotides long. It is a transcript of the gene WFDC2, whose product is annotated as WAP four-disulfide core domain 2. Gene Ontology annotation, molecular function: peptidase inhibitor activity. The annotation marks the transcript as partial. The record is from RefSeq and is a predicted model, not a curated record. Gene Ontology annotation, cellular component: extracellular region. The transcript has a single exon. NCBI's taxonomy places the organism in Eukaryota, Metazoa, Chordata, Aves, Passeriformes, Acanthisittidae.